UGAGACGUUUUCACCCGUGCUUGGCACGACUGCUUGGUCUAAUUGUGAGCGUGGAAGCCCGGAGAGAACCUUCCAGUCGGGAUUCUAGACGGGACCUUGUCGUUGUCCUUAGGGGCGGAGGAGCUGGGGGGCCUCUGGCCAGGCAGCUUACCUGGCGGCCAGGAGGCCUCGAGGCCCAGAUGCCUUAUCGUGAAAUUGAAGCUAAGUUUUUGGGACCUGGAAAAGGACUCACAAGGGAACCAUGCUAUAAAAAAUUGAAGUCAGCUGCAGAUGAUUGUGUUUUGCCCCAUCAAGGUAGUCCUGACAGUCACAGACUCCAAGAGAAAACUAGAAAUAAUAGGCUCCCUGUGGCCACCAUUAACUUCAGAAGACGGAAUUGUCCUGAGGAAGACAAAACCAGAACUACAGAUGUGUUGAAGCCUUUGUGCAAGGAGACACCUGAUAACAAAGUAGAUGGUGCUAAAUCCGGUAGUUCGCAAGCUUUGCAGGAUGGAAAACCUUCAUCACUGUCCAGGGACGAUGAAAUCUAUAGCACAAGUAAAGCAUUCAUAGGCCCCAUUUACAAACCCCCUGAAAAAAAGAAAUGCCGGGAAAGGAAAAGUGAGACGGGCACUUCCAAUAGUGUAGAUGACAAAAGAAGACAAGAAGAAAAGCAGAAAUGUAACUCCAAAAAAUUAGAGAUUGACACGGAAUUAUCCCAGUUUUACAAAGAAAUUGAAGAGCUGGAAAAUGAAAAUGAUGCUUCACAGGGCAGUUGUAAGGUGUCAGAGCCUUCCCAGGAGCAAGUGAUUCCUUUUGACCAGACCAAUGAUACCUUAAAAUCUGAGGAAGAAAAUAAAGAUCUCAAUAAUGCUCUUCAGUUACAUUGUGGUUACCUGGGUUACUUGGAGGAUGAACCAGACAACUAUCCCUAUGAUGAACAAGUGAUACCUACAUUUUGUGAUUCUUCGUUUCCUUCCUUCAGACCUGAGUGGCAGUCAGUACAUCCAUUUGUCAUACCCCGUGGUCCUCCUCUUCCCAGUUUUAAUUAUCAUUUUAAUAUUCAAAGAUUCGAUGCCCCACUAAAUCCACCAAAUAUUUUCCAUGGGCAAGAUGAUUGUCUGAUGCAGAAUGGGUGUUAUGUGGAUAGUUGUCAGGAUAGCUGGAACUGUUUGACUUUUGAUCAGAGUGAUGAGUAUACUAACUAUGGUUUGACCAGCAGUAAUGUUCAUCCCUUUAGAAAUGGCUACAGUAUACAAGAUGAAAGUGUGAAUAAUGGUUUCUGUGAAAUCAGAGAAUGCUGGAGAGAUCCUUCCAUGGAAGAACACAAUAGAACAGACAGGUUUGUGAAUCAGUGGUUUCAAGAGGAGAAGCUAAAUAAAUUGCAGAAAUUACUUAUUCUUUUGCGAGGCCUCCCUGGUUCUGGAAAAACAACAUUGUCUCGAAUUCUGCUUGGUCAGAGCCGCGAUGGCAUCGUGUUCAGCACUGAUGACUAUUUUCAUCAUCAAGAUGGGUACAGGUACAAUGUUAAUCAGCUUGGUGAUGCCCAUGACUGGAACCAGAGCAGAGCAAAACAAGCUAUUGAUCAGGGAAGAUCUCCAGUUAUAAUAGACAACACUAAUACACAAGCCUGGGAAAUGAAACCAUAUGUAGAAAUGGCCAUAGGAAAAGGAUACAGAGUAGAGUUUCAUGAACCGGAAACUUGGUGGAAGUUUGACCCUGAAGAAUUAGAAAAGAGGAAUAAACAUGGUGUGUCUCGGAAGAAGAUUGCUCAGAUGUUGGAUCGUUACGAAUUUCAAAUGUCCAUCUCUAUUGUGAUGAAUUCAGUGGAACCAUCACAGAAAAGCAUACAGAGACCCCUCCCUCUCCCGGAGGAGCCGAGAGAAAGAGUUUUGAAGAAAAGUGGGUACAGGCUUGACAAACCCAAAUGGAAGAGAAACAGAAAAGGAAAGAAAAGGAACUUCAGUUUUAGUGAGAACUCACUUGCAACCUUAGGUCACCUAGCACCAGGCAUUCAGGGUUCAUCUCAAAGCAAAGGGGAAGAUUUUGAAGAGAUCAGGACAGAACCGGCUCAUCCCUUUACUGGCGGCCUACAGAAGGAAGCAGGAGAUUGUGUAAAUCGCUGUGAAGAGCAAAGUUGCCAAGGCAUAGAGAUCUCAGACAGUUUCCAAAAUGUUGUGUCUACAGUUGCAUUGGAUCACACACCUAAAAACUGCUUUCCCAAGGAGGAGGAGGACCUGUUUCUAGCCUUAUCAUUGGUACCAAGUGAAAGUUCUGCCUCUUGUCACACAAGCGCUGAACAUCUUUCUUGUGUAGUAGUGAGGGAUGGCUGCUCAGGCAUGAGGGUGGAAAGACACAUGAGGAAUAGACCUCAGUCAGCUUUAGAUACGCAGGACAUAUUUGCUGAGACCCCAUGUUCAUUUUCGCAGAAGAUGGAGGUGACAGAUAAAAGUUGCCCGGAUGAGUUUGCUGUGCAUUGUCAGAGUGGAACCAGAAUGUCAGAGGAGAUUGUACGAGAAGAAAAAGGAGUUCAAAGCGAUUGCUGGGCUUUUCUUACAGCCAGUUUGUCUGAUGAAGAAUUAUGGAUAAGGUCUGAGAGCCAGCCUUAUUUUGGCAGUUGGCCCAAGGGACCUCGCAAGUUUGUGUAUGAACAGAGACCCAAGAAAGAUAGAUCUCGGAGACUGACCUGUCCUGAUAGUGAGGAACAAUUGACUAAGUUAAUUUCCACUUCUGAAGGAGCAGCAGGCUCAGGAAGUGGCCCAGAAAUACCAACGGAGAAGCAACUGAGCGAUUUGUCACCUAGAGCUGAAAUGGUAGAUUUAUCCAGAAACCCAGAGGCAAAUAUAUCCAGUACUUGUAUCCCCCAUCUGCACUCCCCAGAGCAUCCCUUAGAGUCAGCAAAGGGUACCCAAGGGAUGCAGGAGAGGAUUUGCAAUUUGCCCCCAAAGUUUAAGUUACUGGGACAGACUCCUAUCAACCCUGAAGCAAAGGAGAAAUGUGACCCCUUAACAGAAAAUCAUGAGAUGAACACUUUUUUGGUGGAGGAAGAUAUUUCCACAAUAAUCAAUAAAGAUGAGACAAAGCAAAAAAUGAUGAUCUUUGACAGUCAUCUGCCAUUGUUUUACCUUGAUACCUUCCAUGAUUCUCCUCGAGGUACUAUCCAGCAAUCUUGUUCUUAUCGCCUAUCAUUUAACAGAGUCGGGUGUGCUGUGUAUUUUUAUAAAAACCCUGUUCCUUCUCUCAUGCUACAUUAUCUAUCUAGUUUUUGCAUGCUCUCUUUUAACAACAAAAGAGCACUUUUGACAUUCAAAUCUCAGAAAAGCAUGGAUAGGACACUAAGCGAUGGAGGGUUUAUGCCCUCAGACAUACUAAGUGGCCAGCCUGCUGCUCUUUGCUCUUUGAGGAUUUCCUCUGAUACUCAGUUUCCAAGUGAGAGACUGGAUGAAGAGCUGAAGACACGGGAACACAGGGAGCCAGUGCAGUGUUUACCAGCUGAGGACAGCCAGGAUUUAAUAAGCAGGAAUCGUCAGUGUCAUGGGCCGUUAUUGAAAGAGCUUGCCCUCCACCUGGUCAAACAUUUUGCAUCUCCUAGAGUUCCAAAAGAAAAGGAAGAAGAAUCUUGGCAAAAAUGAAAAUCCCUUGAGUCGUAAGUACUUCUCGCCACCGCAGAGAACCCAAUAUGGUCAGAAGGAAAUGAGUGUUGACAUCGCCUGGUUGUAAUAGCACAGAUGUAUUGCAGUUGAAGAGUUGUUACCAUGGCAACCCUGCCUGUGCUAUUGCGUGUUCAAUGCUUCUCUUCAAUCGUACAUCUUUCUGUGAACCACAACAAAGCUUGGAUUGUUGCUCCCAAGAUUUAGUCCAUAUUUCAUUAGUUAGAAUGCAUUUCAGAGCAUUCUGGUGACACAGUGU
This is a messenger RNA of Phodopus roborovskii (desert hamster), 3888 nucleotides long. RefSeq names its product NEDD4 binding protein 2 like 2 (gene N4bp2l2). Gene Ontology annotation, cellular component: nucleus. The coding region runs from base 180 to 3611 and encodes 1143 amino acids. Lineage: Eukaryota; Metazoa; Chordata; Mammalia; Rodentia; Cricetidae. Gene Ontology annotation, molecular function: transcription corepressor activity. The transcript is spliced from 8 exons. Gene Ontology annotation, biological process: negative regulation of transcription by RNA polymerase II. The record is from RefSeq and is a predicted model, not a curated record.